AAAAAACAAAUCUGAAAAGGAAAGGAAAAUUUGAAAUUUGAAAAAUUUCCAGACAUCUCGGAAAGUCAGGUUUUUAUCGAGUUCCAAGUUUUAGUACCUACAAAUUCCACAUAAAGCCAAACAUUAACUGCAACCAGUUUAUUUUCAGUUAUAAUUUGCUAUCCAUAGAAUUUAUAUUAGGUACAAUGUUAACUUGUUUCCGAUUUUAUCAUGUUACACACAAUCUAUGUAGUGUCAAGAAACAAGCUCUAAAACUUACAAAAAUGAUCAAUCCUAAAAACAAAAAGCGAUGGUAUCCUACUCAACAAUUCGAAUCUGACUCGUUGCCUACAGUGAAAAGCUUAGCUAAAACUAAAUAUGAACCAGGAAAGCGAGCAAAUCGUAGAGUAGCUAUGUUAAACAAAUUGUUUAUGAAACAAGUUACUGAUCUUAUGUCAACUGGUACUGUGUCAAUAGAUAUAGUAGGGCGAGGUAUUGAAAUUUCAAAAGUCCAAAUCACACCUGAUUUUCAAACUGUAAAAGUUUUUUGGGUAUGCAAGGGAAAUGCUACGGAUGAAGAGACAGAGGCUGUUUUAAAAUCCACUGCUGGUGCACUCAGACAUGAACUGUCCACAUUGAGGGUUAUGGGAGAAGUCCCUUACAUUACUUUUGUUAAAGAUCAGCAAGAGGCACAUGUCGUUGAGCUAGACCGGCUCUUGUCUGUGGCUGAUUAUGGGGAGGACUAUGAGCCUACAGAGUUGGGACACCUGCUCAAGACAGAGUUCACAUUAAACACUAAGCUGUCACCAGAGAUGAAGGCCAAAAUCAAGCAGCUUGAGGACGAAUUGCCUCUAGAAGAUGAUCCUAUACCGGAGAUGACUCACGACGUAUUCGGAUUGGACCAUGCCAGGAUAUUAAGUCGCCUUCUAGCUACCAGAAAGAAGACUAGAGAAGCGUGGGUAAACGUCGAUGCCCGUAACGAUGACGUCAUCUCGUACAGAGCCCUCGCAGUGAAACCGAUUGACGAUGACUUAAGCAACCAAAGGAAAGAGCUGGCCGAUUUCUUGUUGAAGAGAAAGAUAUUGCAAAGUAAGAUUUUGAAGCAAAUGCGGUUAGACCGGGAGCAUACGCAGAUUCAAUACCAAGACAACCGACCGGAAAAUAUUGACGACGAACAUGACUUAUACGACUUAGAUGAUGAUGAUGAUGAAGAAGAUGAUUAUUUCUACUACGAAGACUCCACGAUGAAGAGUUCGAACCGCCCUGAUGAUACAAUAAGUUAAAAUGUAUGUCAUAAUGUUUUUUCUUGUUCCUGUAUUACAUGUUAAUAAAUUAUUGAAUUAC
Molecule: messenger RNA, 1323 nt
Organism: Chilo suppressalis (striped riceborer)
Lineage: Eukaryota; Metazoa; Arthropoda; Insecta; Lepidoptera; Crambidae
Source: the annotation of a GenBank genome assembly